Mycosarcoma maydis (corn smut) is the source of this 3255-nucleotide messenger RNA. RefSeq lists its product as uncharacterized. Gene Ontology annotation, biological process: protein import into nucleus. The transcript has a single exon. The record is from RefSeq and is a predicted model, not a curated record. Gene Ontology annotation, molecular function: small GTPase binding. The coding region runs from base 1 to 3255 and encodes 1084 amino acids. Gene Ontology annotation, cellular component: nuclear envelope; cytosol. NCBI's taxonomy places the organism in Eukaryota, Fungi, Basidiomycota, Ustilaginomycetes, Ustilaginales.
AUGGAGCAGCAGCUAGCAGCUUGCCUCGAGGCAACGCUCUCACCGGAUGCGGCUACCAGGACUCAGGCAGAGUCACAACUCGAAUCGUUACGCUCUCCUCAGACCGAUCCUACAGGACAGGCAGGCUUGGGUCUUGUCAAGGUGCUGCUUGACUCGAACACGCCCAUACACAUUCGACAGUCUGCUGGUCUCGCUCUACGCAAGUACAUCACAGCACGUUGGUCGCCCUACUUUGAUAAUUUCGUCGGAAGCGCCCUCGAUGUGACGGUCAAGCAGCAGAUUCGUCAAAUUCUGCUGGCGGGUCUCGCUGAUCCCGUUCGCAAGAUCCGCAACGCCACAUCCUACGCCAUUUCUACCAUCGCUGGCCCCGAUUAUCCCGAUGAAUACCCCGAUCUGCUCCCCUAUAUACAGCACCUCCUCCAACAACAAGAGCCCAAUGGCUUGCAUGGUGCCAUGACCCUCCUCUCCGAGUUUGUUCGUGUCGAGAUGGAUGAGAUUCAGCUCAUUCAGGUAGCCAAAGAGAUUCUUCCUGCAUUGGAGCAAGUCCUAGCACAAGAGCAGCAACACAGUGCCUAUGUGCGCGCUAGGUGCCUGCUCGUCUUCCGACAAUGCCUCACGACCCUCUUUAUGGUCAAGGAGUCGUAUCCCGAUGUGGUCAAGCAAGCAUCGCAGGUCAUGCUUCCACGUUGGCUUUCCAUGAUGCAGACGCUUCUAGCCACUGAUGCAGCUCAAGAGCUUGCUUCGGAUUUACAGCAGGGGUGGCCAACAUUGGCGUUGCGCAACGAAAUCUUCAAGACGCUCAAGGUCGCUGCCAUGUUCCGUGCUCAGUUCAAAUCAUACCUGUACAGCUUCAUUCAGUCGUCCAUAUCCAAUCUCGCCUCACUUCUUCCCGUCUUCAAGCAGCUCUAUUUAUCCAGCACGUCUGGUAUUGAUGUACCCGCAACAGAAGAGGGGGAAGAAGAUGUUUCUUGCGACUUGCCCUCCUUGGCUUGCUCUAUCUUCGAUUUUAUCAAUGAAGUGUCCCGAGGAGACCGCUCCCGCGAUCUUUUUGUCCAUGGUGGUACAGGGGGGCAGGGAUGCGAGACUGAGGCCUUGAAACAGCUCAUCAGUCUGCUCCUCGUCUUCAUUGAUAUGACCGUCGACGACGAGGACAAUUGGGCCAACGACGCAAACGCCUUCAUCGCCGAUGAAGAUGACGAGACUCUCGCUUACAGCCUGCGCAUUGCAGCUGCCGACUUGCUCGGUAUGCUCAUCGAGGACUUUCCGAUUCCAUCGCUUCGAUCCAUCGGACACCAGGUUCACCAACUCGUUGCACAGGCAAGCGCCGAGAAGGCUGCUGGCAACGAGAAUUGGUGGAAGGCGCACGAAGGUGUACUGGCGGCCAUCGGCAACAACGCAGACGCUAUUGGCGAAAUUAUCGACACUCAGUCCGAAGGCAAAGUCGCACUUGGCCUCGAGUCCAUCUUCUCCAACAUUGUUUUACCCAACGUUGGCAAUGAUACACACCCUUUCCUGCAAGGGCGCUGCUUUGUUUUCGCAUCCCAAUUUGCGACCUCGCUCCCCUCCGAACUGGCCACUCAAUUCCUUGACGCAGCUGUCAACGCGAUCGACUCCGAAAGUGCUUCUCUGCCAGUCAAGAUCUCAGCGGUCCGCACCAUCAAGAACUUCUACCGACACUUGCCCUCAAACAUUGUGGAUCCUUACGCACCACGUAUCGUGCAAAAACUUGGACCUCUUCUUACGCAGGCUUCCGACGACACGCUCAUCCUCAUUAUCGAGACGUUACAAGCGGUAAUUGUCAAAGAGACGGAAAGCGGCGACGUUACGACAGCGGCCCACGUAGAGCCCGACAUCAUUGGCGAGAUUGUCCGCGCAGCUCUUCAAGUAUGGGCACCAAAUGCUCAAGAUGUUUUUCUUCUCUCGGUGGUCUCGGACUUGCUUGAGUCGCUCGCCAGAUCCAAGCAAACCGGCGUCUCCCAAGUCAUCGUCCAGCAAAGCUUGCCAUUUUUGUCCGCCGCCAUCGGCUCAAGUCUGUCAGGCCAGCCAAGUUCGUCUGCAGAUGACCAACCUUCCGCUGUUGUGGAAACUGCGAUAGAGCUCGCCAAGAGUGUGCUCGACGGUGCCAACUCUGCUGCUCUUCGCGGCGCAGUCAACGUGCUCUGUCCGAAUCUUUUCCAAGUACUUUCCACCAGCCAGGAUCGUGAUGUGCUGCAAAAUGGUAUCGAGUGUCUAACCGUGCUCGUCAAAAAAUGCACUCAGGAGCUCGUUGAUUGGAAGGAGCCUAAGGUGCAGACAGCAUCGGUGGAUCUUAUGCUCCAGAUCAUUGCCAAGCUGCUCGUUCCUACCGACAACUUCGAGAGCGGCGGUCUUGCUGUAGGUGACCUUGUAGUGGCGCUUCUGAGAAAGGCACGCGAUCAGAUCGCGCACGUGCUGCCAGAACUGCUCAACGCUAUGGCCCAACGUCUUGCAACAGCACAAACAGCCAGCUUUAUACAGUCUCUCAUUGUUCCUAUUGCGUAUCUUCUACACGACAACGAUGAGCAGGCAAAGGAGGUCAUGGAUCUUCUCGAGUCGAUGCAGGUGGCGCCUUCUGUGCAGAAUCCGACUGCAGAGAGCGGCAACGGGCUUGAGGUGCUCUGCAAGAAAUGGGUCGACAAUGUCGAGACCUUGCAGGGUUUCUGGGCACAACGAGUGAGCGCGCUUGCGCUUGCCAAGGUUCUAGAUAGUCGACGGCCUUUCCUCACCACGAUCAACGUCCGAGGUGACAUCCUCCCGGACAACUCGGGUAUCAUCCGGACUCGUUCACGCGCAAAGACGAUGCCACACCAGUACACCAGUGUGCCGAUGUUUGCCAAGAUCGUCAAGGUACUUGUCAAGGAAUGGAGUAGUGCUUCCAGAUGCGGUAAUCGGGGAGGUUUGAAUGCAGGAGACCGAGCGCGUACACCCGAGACAGACGACGAAGACGGUGAGUGGGAUGACGAGUACGAGCCGCACUCUGGAGGAAAGGACGACUUUGGCUUGCUCUCGGACAUGCUGGGACCAGGUGGCUUGGAUGCGUUGCAGGACGACGAUGCUUUCGGGCUUGAAGACGACGAGGAUCUCAAGUCUGACCCUGCCUACACGAUCGACUUGAAGACCUGGCUGUCUCAAUACCUGCAGCAUCUUGCACAGACAGUCGGGCGUGCCUCUUUCGAGUCUCUUCUCGCACCUCACUUGAACGCAGAAGAAUCGUCGAUGCUCAACUCGAUCCUUUAG